AUGGAUUUGUCAAAGCACAUUGAGUGUAUCUCAAAAUGGCCAGCCCACAUUGCCCCGGGCUUGCCUACUUACGGAGCACUGUUCCUUCUGGCGACUGGUGGGCUGGUUAUCGCCUGCAAAGUCUGGACCUUCGUCCGAGUGCUCCUCAGCCUGUUCGUGCUUCCGGGUAAACCGCUCCGCUCUUUCGGACCCCCCGGUAGCUGGGCCGUGGUGACAGGCGCCUCGGAUGGCCUGGGCAAGGAAUUCGCGCUGCAAUUGGCCAAGUCGAAGUUCAAUGUCGUUCUCGUGUCCCGGACCGCCUCAAAGCUGGCAACUCUGUCAGAGGAUAUUACCAAGCAAUUCCCCCAGGUGCAGACCAAGACACUGGCCAUGGAUUUCGCCAAGAAUGACGACGCCGACUUUGAGGCGCUGGGAGAGCUUGUCUCCGGCCUGGACGUGUCCGUGUUGGUCAACAACGUCGGCCUGAGCCACUCGAUCCCCGUUCCGUUCGCGCAGACUCCCGCGGCCGAGAUGGCCGAUAUCGUGACCAUCAACUGCACCGGCACGCUCCGCGUCACUCAGCUUGUCGUUCCCGGCAUGAUGCAGCGCCGUCGCGGUCUGAUUCUGACUAUGGGCUCUUUCGGCGGUCUCCUUCCUACUCCUUUCCUCGCCACUUACUCUGGCAGCAAGGCUUUCCUGCAGCACUGGUCCACUGCUCUUGGCGGCGAGUUGGCCCCCUACGGCAUUGAUGUUGAACUCGUCCAGGCCUACCUGAUUACCUCUGCCAUGUCCAAGAUCCGUCGCGCUUCUGCCACUAUCCCCACCCCUCGCGCUUUUGUUCGCUCCGUGCUCUCCAAGAUUGGCCGCAGUGGUGGCUCGCCUAGCUAUGCUUACAGUUCGUCGCCCUACUGGAGCCAUGGUCUCAUGGCUUACUUCUUGACUUCUGUUGCCGGUACUAUGGGCAAGUUCGUUCUCGGACAGAACAAGUCUAUGCAUGAGAGCAUCCGCAAGCGUGCUCUCCGCAAGGCCGAGCGUGAGAAUGCCAAGAAGAGCACCUGA
This is a messenger RNA of Penicillium bovifimosum, 1038 nucleotides long. RefSeq names its product ketoreductase. Bases 1 to 1038 code for a protein of 345 amino acids. NCBI's taxonomy places the organism in Eukaryota, Fungi, Ascomycota, Eurotiomycetes, Eurotiales, Aspergillaceae. Gene Ontology annotation, molecular function: ketoreductase activity. The transcript is spliced from 2 exons. The record is from RefSeq and is a predicted model, not a curated record. Gene Ontology annotation, cellular component: endoplasmic reticulum. Gene Ontology annotation, biological process: fatty acid elongation.